AUGCAGUGCUUGAAUAGAAAACAGCCAGGCUCAGGCCAGGUCAGCCAGGCCAAACAGGCUCAGGGCCAGGCCAGGCCUGAGGCCACAGCCCAGGCCCAGGCCCAGGCCCAGGGCCUCAGGGCCAGGUCAGCACAGGGCUUGAGGCAGUCAGGUUUAGGCCAGGCCAGCAGUUUAGGUCAGGCCAGGCCAGGCUUGAACAGGGCCGAGGGCUUCAGGCUUAGGGCCAGGCUUGUGGCCAGGGCCGAGGUCAGGGGCCAGGGCCAGGCCAGGCUUGUGGCCAGGCUUGAAGCCAGGGCCAGGCCAGGCCAGGUCAGGCUUGGCUUCAGGCUUUGUGCCCAGGGCCAGGCUUCCCAGCCAGUGCUUGCGCUAGGCCAGGCCUGUGGUCAGAACAAAGGCCAGGCUCAGUCAGGGCCAGGGUCAGGCACAGAAGCCAGGGUCAGGGCUUCAGGCUGUGCCCAGGCCCAGGCUUCCAGGGUCAGGCCCAGGUCACCAGCUCAGGUCAGGGCUGAAAGCCCAGGGCCAGGCCAGGGCUCAGGCUCAGGCCUAGGGCUUCAGGGGGCUAGGGCUCAGGGCCACAGGGCCCAGGGCCAGGUCGGGUGGCCCAGGCCCAGCUUAUGGCCAGGGCCAGUCAGGCCCCAGUCAGGCUUCGAGGGCCAGGGUCAGACAGUCAGGCUCAGGCAGGCUUCAGGCCCAGGGCCCCAGGCCCAGGGCCGCGAGCCCAGUGCUCCAGGCCGCAGGGUCAGCGCCAGGGCCAGGGCCCAGUGGCUCAGGCUCAGGCCCAGGCCUCAGGCCCAGGGCCCGUGGGCCGCAGGCCAGGGCCAGGGCCCAGGCCAGGGCUUCAGUGGCCUAGGGCCCAGGCUCAGGGCCAGGCUCAGGGCCAGGCUCGAGGCCCAGGGCCAGGUCGAGGGCCAGGCUUCAGGGCUCAGGCCAGCUUCAGGGUCAGGCUCAGGCUGUGGGUUUAGGCUUCAGGGGUUUAGGGCCAGGUUUGUGGUCAGUGCCUGUGCCGAGGUCAGGCUUGUGGCCAGGCUCAGCCAGGCCAGGGUCAGAAGCCAGCUCAGGGCUUCAGUCAGGGCCAGGGCUUCAGGGCCCAGGCUCAGGCUGGCCAGUUUCAGGCUUAGGCUUAGGGCCAGGGCCCAGGUUUGUGGCUUGUGGGCUCAGGUCAGGCUUCAGUUUCAGGUCAGGCUGUGCUUCAGCCAGUGCCCAGGUUUCAGCGCCAGGUCGAGGCCAGGGAAGCCCAGGCUCAGGCUCAGUGGCUCAGGGCCAGUGGGCUUGGCACAGGCCAGGCCAGGCUUCAGGCCAGGCCAGGCUCAGGCCAGGGCUUGUGCCCAGGGCUUCAGGGUUUGUGGCUUGUGGCCCAGGGCCAGCUCAGCAGCUCAGGCCAGCGUCUGUGCUCAGGCUUCUAGCCAGUUUAGGGUUGUGAAGCUUGUGGUUUUAGGUUUAUGUCAGGCCAGGCUUGUGGCUUUAUGGUCAGUGCUCAGGCCGCAGUUUGGAAGCCUGUGCCUGGCUCAGGGCCUUCGUGGUCAGGGCCAGUGCCUGAAAGCCAGGGCCCAGGCCAGGCUCAGGCUUAGGGCCAGGUCAGGGCCCAGGGUCAGGGCCAGGCCUGGAAGCUUCUGUGUGGCCAGGGCCCAGGCCGAGGCGUCAGGCCAGGUUAGGCCAGCCCAGGCCAGGCCAGGCCAGGCCGAGGGCAGCCCAGGCCAGCCCGAGGCCUGGAACAGGCCGCAGGGUCAGGCCCAGGCCCGAGGGCCAGGGUCAGGCCAGGCCCAGGGUCAGGCCGGCGGCUGCGCUGUGCCUUCGAGUCAGGUCAGGCCCAGGCCAGGUCAGCCAGGCCAGGCCCAGCUCAGCCAGGCCAGCUCAGGGCCGAGGCCAGGCAGGCCGAGGCCAGGCCCAGGGCCGAGGCCAGGGCCAGCCAGUGGUCAGUGCCCAGGCUUAGCCGUCAGCUGCAGGCCCAGGCUUGUGCUCAGGCCGAGGCGUCAGGCCGAGGCGAGGCCGAGGCUUCCAGGGCCGAGGGUCAGGGCCAGGCCAGGGUCAGGGCCAGGUCAGGCCAGGCCAGGCCCAGGCUGCGGCCGAGGCCGAGGGCCAGCCGAGCCGAGGCCAGCGGGCCAGGGCCGCGAGGGUCAGGCCAGGGUCAGGCCAGGGCACAGGGCCGAGGCCGAGGACACAGGCCGAGGACACAGCCAGGCCAGGGCCUAG
Molecule: messenger RNA, 2190 nt
Organism: Lolium perenne
Lineage: Eukaryota; Viridiplantae; Streptophyta; Magnoliopsida; Poales; Poaceae
Source: RefSeq, a predicted model, not a curated record